Molecule: messenger RNA, 2064 nt
Organism: Cucurbita maxima (winter squash)
Lineage: Eukaryota; Viridiplantae; Streptophyta; Magnoliopsida; Cucurbitales; Cucurbitaceae
Product: transcription factor TCP8
Exons: 1
Coding region: 294-1850 (518 amino acids)
Cellular component (GO): nucleus
Molecular function (GO): DNA-binding transcription factor activity; sequence-specific DNA binding
Source: RefSeq, a predicted model, not a curated record
CAAUUCACUGUUGUUUGUCAUGAGAGUGAGAAGAAAAAAAAAAGAUCCAAAGUUUAGGAAGAGGAGGGUGAAUCAGAGAAACCCAGAAGCUAAAAUGAUACGGUCAUGGUGGUGGUGGUGGUUAAUAAGCAACCUCCAUUAAUUAACCCUCCCUUCUCUCUCUCUCUCUUCCCGGGGUAUUCAUAGACAUAGCAGAGGUAGGGAAGAGCCAUGAUCAACGGUUCAAACACAUAGCUCAAGAACACCAACAAGAACAAGAACAACCACCAACAAAAUAUAAAGCAGCAAACCAAAUGGAACUUACAGAUAUGCAGCAAAGCAACAAGCAGCAGCAGCAGCACCAUCAUCACCAUUCAAACCCGAACCAGAAGCAGCCGCAGCCGCAGCAGCAGCAUCAUGUGGUCCCUUUCGAUGGCAGAUCAGCCGCUGCAGGAGGUGGUCCACCGUUCAUGGGCUCCAUCUCCACUCUUGUCUCCCUCCCUCCUCCUUCUUCCUCUGCUUCUAAUUCUUCUUCUUCUUCUUCUUCUUCCUCUUCCUCCGCCGUUGUUCCGCCUCCUCACCUCCUCGAUGCCUCACUCGUCAUCGCCANCAGAUCCGAUACCACCACCAAUCCUUCUCCUCGAUCUGCCUCCGCCUCCGCCUCCGCCUCCACCUCCAACGCCAACGCCCUCAAGCGUUCUACUAAAGAUCGGCAUACUAAGGUCGACGGUCGUGGCCGACGCAUCCGUAUGCCGGCUACUUGUGCGGCUAGGGUUUUCCAAUUGACCCGCGAAUUGGGGCAUAAGUCCGACGGCGAGACCAUCGAGUGGCUUCUCCAGCAAGCUGAGCCUGCGAUUAUCGCCGCCACUGGUACUGGAACAAUCCCUGCUAAUUUCUCCUCCUUGAACAUUUCCAUUCGUAGCAGUGGAUCCACUCUCUCUGCUCCUCCCUCAAAAUCUGCUCCUCAUUCCUUCCAUGGCGCUUUGGCUCUCGCUCACCAUCCCAACGCCUACGAGGAAGGCUUCGCUCAUGCUGCUCUGCUAGGGUUUCACCACCACCACCACCAUCAGCAACAGCAGCAGCACCACCACCAACUUAAUCUAAUGACCGCCGAUCAAAUUGCCGACGCUCUCCCCGGCGGCGAGAGCGGCGGCGGCGGCGGAGGAGGAGGAGACUCGACGGAUAACUAUAUGAGAAAACGCUACAGAGAAGACCUGUUUAAAGAGGACACGCAAUCUCCAGGGGAGAGCAGCGGCGGUGCUGGAUCUCCCAAAGCGAUUAAGAGCGAUCUGCAAUUAGAGAAACAACAAUCGCAGCAGCAAUCAGCAUCCUCGAGCCUACUCCGUCCUGCGACUGCGAUGUGGGCCGUCGCUCCAAGCAGUGGAGCGAGCAACACGUUUUGGAUGUUGCCAGUAACAACAGGAUCAGGCGGAGCAAAUGUAGGAAGCUCUGGAGCAAGCGGUGGUCCAAUGGAAGCUCAAAUGUGGCCAUUCUCAACGAGUGCAAACACAUUGCAGGCUCCAUUGCAUUUCAUGCCAAGAUUCAACAUCCCUGGAGGCGUCGAAAUUCAGGCGGCGGGUGCGGCAGCAGGAGGCGGAGGAAGAGCCGGCCAAUUACAACUCGGUUCCAUGCUAAUGCAUCAACAACAGCAACAGCAACAGCAACAGCAACAGCAGCAUCAGCAGCUUGGGCUGGGAGUAUCAGAGUCCAAUUUGGGAGUGUUAGCAGCUCUGAAUGCUGCGUAUUCCAGAGGCGGGUUCAAUGCUAAUUCAGAUCAUCACCAUAAUCAUCAUCCAUUGGAGCAUCAUUCCAACGCACCGCAGCCUCACGCAACCGAUAGUGGGGACGAAGAUCCAAACACUUCCCAGUGACAAACCCAAAACCAGAUUAGUAAGUGUUAUUGCGUACCCCCCGAACCCCUUAAUUCUUUGUUGUAUAAAAGAAACACACCUUUGAAUCGCCCUACCAUUUAACAUUCAUCUCUUCUACACAUUGUUGGGCUUUUUAAUCCACAUUUUCCAUCCCCCCUUCAUUCGGAUCAAUUCAACGAUUGAUUUCAAGAACAAAGAUUCGAAGGAUUGUUUA